GCAAACGGGUCAAUCGAACGAUCAUGUCACCUACACAGAAAGAUUAUAUAUACGCCUACCGGGGACUCUACCGAGCUCUAUUACAUGCUGUACAAUAUGCAAAACCAGCGCGAUACAUGGGAAGAAAUAUGUUGAGGGACGAGUUUCGCAAGGGAAACCCGAAAACUUUUGAUCAAAGACGAAUCAGCAAUACCAUCACAUUUUUGAAUCUUGCGGCCAAAGAAACUGGCCUUGAGCACAAAUUGGUCAAGAAUCUAUUGAGGGUAAAGUACGAGCGUGGGAAUCAGUGGAAAGCGCAACUCAGGGAAAGAUAUCCCAUGCAGAUACAUUUGAGGAAAAACAGCAUGACACAUUACGACAAAACUAUUGAAAUGCUCAACGAAAGUAUGGGUCUAUGUCUACGUUAAGAGCAUCACAAGUACCGGGGAGAAAAAGCAAUUUAUCGACUUCAUGGCUUCACGCUUAUCAUCAUCCUAAAGGAGUUUCUAGAACGAACCCCUUUGCGGAAUACAGGACGUCUAGCCAAAGUCUAAAUCCCAACGCCACUCAACAGGUCAAGGCUGGCUGAUGAUUGCUGUAUCUUGAGACUCGAUGAUCAAGAGCUAUGAAUGAUACUGGGGGUGUCAACAAUGUAAUCAAAGCAUGGCUCAGCCGGUCGUAUGGUAGACGCUGGUCAUAUCAUGACUGUGCCUACACAGCAGUGUUACCGAUGGUUGGGGACUGUACUUGGAGAUGAAGUCCGCAAGCUAGAUGUAAGGGUUGUUGGCAAGGACUUACAGCCUCACAGACUUAUCUAAUAGCAAUAAUGUAUAACGAAUGA
Botrytis cinerea B05.10 is the source of this 820-nucleotide messenger RNA. RefSeq lists its product as hypothetical. Lineage: Eukaryota; Fungi; Ascomycota; Leotiomycetes; Helotiales; Sclerotiniaceae. The record is from RefSeq and is a predicted model, not a curated record. The transcript is spliced from 2 exons. Bases 24 to 407 code for a protein of 127 amino acids.